CAUAACCUCAAAAACAAUCCAUUUUUUGUUGUGAUCCUGAUUUGCUUUUUAAUUUUAAUUAAUUUUUUAAACAAUAUAUAAAUAAAUAUUUUUACUUACCCAAUCCCUGUGCCAAAGCCGUAAUAACACUUAGCUAUAGCUCCUAAUACUGUGAAACACUAUGGGUGUUCACGGACUCUGGCGUUUAAUAGAGCCUUCAGGAAAACCAGUCCCAUUGGAAACUUUGGAAAAUAAAGUCCUUGCUGUUGAUAUCUCGAUAUGGCUCCAUCAAGCCGUCAAAGGGUUCCAAGACUCAAAAGGUGCCUCGGUACCGAACGCUCACUUGCUAGGAAUCUAUCACCGGCUGUGCAAACUUUUAUAUUUCAAAAUAAAACCUGUAAUCGUAUUCGAUGGAGGGGUACCUGCAUUGAAAAAGCAAACAAUUGCAAAAAGAAACCAAUCCAAACUCAGAAACCAAUCUGAAGCGGACAAAAUCCAAAAGCAACUGCUCAGCACUCUUCUCAAACACUCUGCUGUCAGUAAAGUGCUGACAGAGAAAAUUGAAGCCUCAAUUGCCACAUUACCUAAAGCAACAAAACCUCAAAAAGAAGACAUGUACGUUUUACCAUCUAGUUCCCAAUUGGACAGUACUUUUUCCAGCUCAGAAGAUGAAUCAUUAAGUACUGAAACCGAUUCUAGUCCAACUAAAAACUGGGACCUACACACAAUCGAUAUGAAAAGCAAAAACUUCAAAUCCUUACCAGUAGAUGUUAGACAUGAAAUUUUAACAGAUUUAAAAGAAACCAGGAAGCAAAACUCUUGGGGCAGACUACACGAAUUACCAGCUGUCAGUGAUGAUUUUUCAUUUUAUCAAAUGAAGCGAUUAUUGAAAAGACAAGCAGUGCAAGCAGCUUUGGAGGAAGCUGAAAAAGAAAUGGGCGGUAAAUCUUUGAGUCUUGCUGAACUAGAGUCGAUACUCAAAGAUCAAGGUGUUAUUCAUAAUAAUCCUGAAGUUGCCAAAAGGAUUGCUUCAGAUGAUACUACAAAAUAUCUUUUAGUUAAGGACCUUAAGAAGGCUAUUGAAGAAGCUAGGCAAAAAGAAAAUGCAAUUAUUGUUGAAGAUGAUCAAGAAGUUAUUGAAAUUGUUGAUAAAGAAGUGAGGCAACCAACAAUAGCUGACAAAGAAUAUGAAGAUGAUCUACAAAGAGCUAUAGCGUUAUCUUUGGAAUGCGAACCAUCGACUUCAAAUAGCCAAAAUUUGAAAACAAAUCUAGAAGAAUUUUCGUUUUUGGAUAAUUUCCCUAAUGCUGACUUUGCUUCAAGCUCCAGCGAAGACGAGGAAAUUGUUAGGAACAAGAAGCUGUCUUCGGCUGAAAGUUAUAUGCUUGAAUAUAGUGGGCUUACUCCAAGUGAAAUUGCUAAAAUAUUGAAUGCAAAUAGCGAAUUGAAGAAGGCAAAGCUGAAAAAAUCUAGUGAAAAAAUCAAAGAGUCAGUUGAAGUUAUAUCAGACAAUGAUACUGAUAUUGAAUCAGAAAAAAAGACUUCAAAUAUUAAAGAAAUAAUUGUUGAUUCAGUUGAUAAUGAAUCAGAAAGAAAAACUAGUGAUAUUAAUGAAUCUCAUGAAGAAACUAAAAAUGUAGUUGAAACUAGUGAUGAUUUAGUCGAAAUAAUGUCAGGCACUGAAUCCAGUGAUACUGAGUCUGCAACAAACACUAUAAAUAUUAAAGAAAUAAUUGUUGAUUCAGUUGAUAAUGAAUCAGAAAAAAAGACUAAUGAUGAAAAAACCACAAAUAUAGUUGAAACUAGUGAUGAUUUAGUGGAAAUAAUGUCAGGCACCGAUUCCAGUGAUUCUGAAUCUGAGAAAAAAGUUAUAAAUAUUGUAAUUAAUCCAAAUGCUGAAAUUGAAGACGAUUUAUUUGCAGAUGUUUUUGCUCCAGAACCUGACGAAGCAAAGUUGGAAAUUGUGGCCGAUUUCCAAAAAAAAGAUGAAGUUUUUGUUGAAGAAACUCUUGCCAGUAAUAAAACUGAAGCUGAAAAUACUACAACAAAAGAAGACAAAAUUUAUGAAGAAAUCAUCACUCCAUCUCUAUCCGAGAAGCAACUAAAAGACCUCAAAGACCAACUCCAGCAAGAAAAAGUCGAGCUCAUCAACGAAAAAUCCACAAAAGAACGUUUAGCAAACAACAUCACUGACCAAAUGUAUCAAGAAGCCCAAGAACUAUUGGAACUUUUUGGGGUCCCAUACAUUAUUGCCCCAAUGGAAGCUGAAGCUCAAUGUGCCUUUUUAGACGCCAUAGAACUUACUGACGGUACCAUAACAGACGACAGCGAUAUCUGGUUAUUUGGAGGCAAAACAGUGUACAAGAAUUUCUUCAAUCAAAGCAAAUACGUUAUGGAAUUCCGAUCCGAGAACAUUCAGCAUCAUUUCAAGUUGACAAGGGAGCAAAUGAUUUUGUUGGCUUUGUUGGUUGGUAGCGAUUAUACUGUGGGGUUGCAAGGAGUGGGGCCUGUCACCGCUAUGGAAAUUUUGGCAGCUUUUCCAUCAGGCAAAGAAGUGCGGGAGUUCAAUUUGAUGCAUUCAGAUUUAUUGUCUGGUCUAAAAGAAUUCCGUUCCUGGUUCACCAAAGGAAAAUCUCCAGGCCCUGGACGUUCCUCCCUGAAAAGCAAGCUAACCAACUUGAUUUUCACUGAAAACUUUCCCAGUUUACAAGUAGUUCAAGCCUAUUUGGAUCCGUCAGUGGAAACGAGCAAAGAGGCGUUUUCUUGGGGCAGGCCCAACUUUGGAGCUCUGCUGGAAUAUGCCAGAGAAAAAUUCGGUUGGACUAGAAGUAAAACCGAAGAAAUUAUUAAUCCUGUUUUGAAGAAGCUUGAAGAAGGCAAACAUCAGAAAACGAUAAAGGAUUAUUUUAAAACUAGAUUCAAGGUGCAUUCAACUAAUGUCGAUGAUAAGAUGAGUAAAAGAGUAAAAACUGCUGUCAAUAAUAUGGGACGGGAUCCAAGUGAAAUUUUAGCAGAAGAAAUUGAGGGGGAAUUGAAACAACCUAAAAAAAGACAGGUGAGAAAAAAGAAAAACACUGAGGCUCCAGGCUUUAGUAAAAACCCUACUAAAAAGGACAAAACUAGUAGAGAAUCAAAAGUGAAUUUGGAAAAAUUGAAAUCGACAUCAGAUGAAUCUGAAACAGUUAAUAAAAAAAUUGAAACCAAUAAAGAAAGUGGUAAACAAAAAAGGAAAAUCAAAACAGCUGAAACAAAGAAAUCCAAAAAGACAAAGUUGGCCAAUGAAGAAUUAAAUAAUCAAAAUCCUGUUGAUGAUGUUACAGAAAAAAUCAAUAAAAUAAGACAAAGAAGAAAAAUUAAUGAAACAAAAGUGAAAAAGCCCAAAGAGAAAAAACUAAUUGAAACUAUUCCAGAUGAAUUACAAUCAGACAAAGAAGUAAAAUUGUUGCCUAAAAUUGUACAACAAUCCAGCCAAAAAGUUGAAGAAAUUAACAAAAACCUAAUGGAAAAACUCAAAACAAUACAGGUUUCCGAACCAUCAACAAGUAACUCUCGUCCUACAAGGGUUCCCAAAAAAGAAGUGAUACCGCAAAAGGAAAAAGACAAAAGUACAGUUUUGAGGAAUAAAUUGAAAGCAAUAGAAGUUUAUAGGAAGGGUAAACAAGGGCCUGGAUUUGUACCGAAAAGGGGUAGGAAUAGGAGAUUGCCGAAAGCUGAUGCUGGGUUGUCAGAGAGUAGUGAUGAUGAAUGAAAUUUUUUUCUAGUGAUAAAUAAUACUCUUUUGUUAUCCAAAGGGAUUCUAGAAGCCCUAUAUUAUUUUUUUUUUAUUUUUUACUCAAGUAGGUAUUCUAUUUUUUUAAGCUUUUUGUGUCAGUUUAUACUUCAAAAUAUAUACAUAUAUUUUUUAAAAAUAAAUUUCUUCUUUUUA
Ceutorhynchus assimilis (cabbage seed weevil) is the source of this 3904-nucleotide messenger RNA. The record is from the annotation of a GenBank genome assembly. NCBI's taxonomy places the organism in Eukaryota, Metazoa, Arthropoda, Insecta, Coleoptera, Curculionidae.